AGCUUCAGUUCAACGGCCCCUCCCAGGUCCAACCGCUCGCUGGCCGCUGCCUCCACUCCACUCGCAGUCGCAGGUCGCAUCGCGGAGAGACGCAGACGCUUGCGUUGCUCCUCCCCAGUCCUCCCCGAUCGGCGACAUUUCCAGCAAUCUGGUCGUUGCUCACGCAUUUCCUGCCCACCUCCCUCCCCUGCAAGCUGCGCGCAAACGCCCCGCGUCUCGGACUCUCGGGUUCUACCUGAGGAAUGAUCGUGGAGUUUCCUUGAGAAAAGGAAUAAGUGUGCAAGAAUGGCCUCGAGGGCUAUCAUCAGGAGGAGGAAUUACAUUUUGCAGCAUACUAGUGCACCUAUUUUAUUACCUUCAUCCACUAGUACAAUCGGGCAAGGAAAAUUUGGAUGUGAGGUUGAGCAGAGAUCUGUAUGUUUGUUUUCAGAGGAAAAUUCAGCAGAUUAUAAUCAUGCUAAUGCGCAGUAUACUUUAAGUAAGCGAAAUCUGUAUGUCCUCAGUAGUGGUUUCACGUGGCGUCCAACUUGUGUGGUCUCUCUGCCCACUUAUGGUUCUGGACCACAGAAUUCUGGAUUCCCCUUGGGAGCCAGGUGUUUCCUACAGUCAGUCCGCACCUCAUCAAACACAACUGGGCAGCCUGAAGUUAAUAUCGCAGGCAAGCAGAGUGAGGAUGAGAAGCACAAGCAACAAAAAAAGGAGGCAUCCCCAGAAGAAUGUGAUCAGGCAGUGGAAGGAUUAAGCACUGCAAAAGCAAAAGCAAAAGGUAAGCUGGUGCAGGAAGUGCAAAAGACUGACCAAUCAAUCAUACAGAAAUUCCGGGCAAGGCUUCUGGGUAUUGGUCCUGCUUUGCGACUUAUUGCUUCAAUGAGCAGAGCUGAUUGGGCUGCAAAGUUGAAGCAUUGGAAGCAUGAAUUUGUUUCUACACUGCAGCAUUAUUGGUUAGGCACUAAGCUACUCUGGGCGGAUGUGAGAAUUUCAUCAAGACUAUUGGUGAAACUUGCUGGUGGAAAAGGCCUUACAAGAAGAGAGAGGCAGCAGCUCACACGUACAACAGCAGAUAUGUUCAGGCUAGUACCUUUUGCCGUGUUUAUUAUUGUUCCGUUCAUGGAAUUCUUGCUUCCAGUAUUCCUCAAGUUGUUCCCAAACAUGUUGCCAUCCACUUUCCAGGACAAGAUGAAAGAAGAGGAGGCAUUAAAAAGAAAACUGAAAGCAAGGAUGGAAUAUGCGAAGUUUUUACAAGACACCGCAAAAGAAAUGGCAAAGGAAGUUCAAACAUCACGUAGUGGAGAAAUGAAACAGACUGCUGAAGAUCUGGAUGAGUUCUUGAAUAAGGUUAGGAAAGGUGGUCAUGCCUCUAAUGAAGAAAUUUUGAGCUUUGCAAAGCUAUUUAAUGACGAGCUGACCUUGGAUAACAUGAGCAGACCACGGCUGGUAAAUAUGUGCAAAUACAUGGGGAUCCAACCUUUUGGCACGGACCACUACUUGAGAUUCAUGCUUCGGAAGAAAUUACAAGACAUUAAGAAUGAUGAUAAGAUGAUUCAAGUUGAGGGUGUGGAGACUCUUUCUGAACAUGAGCUUCGGCAAGCAUGUCGUGAACGUGGUCACCUUGAUUUGUUGUCAACAGAGGAGAUGUGCCAACAGCUCCGAGACUGGUUGGAUCUAUCGCUCAAUCAUUCUGUGCCAUCUUCUCUUCUAAUACUCUCAAGAGCUUUUACUGUGUCUGGGAAAAUGAAACCCGAGGAGGCUGUUGUAGCAACCUUAUCUUCUCUGCCAGACGAAGUUGUCGAUACAGUUGGGACUGUACUGCCUUCUGAAGAUUCUGUUUCGGAGAGGAAGAGAAAAUUGGAAUUUCUGGAGAUGCAGGAAGAACUUAUCAAGGAAGAGGAGAAAAAACAAGAGAAAGAAAAGAAGGCAAAACUCGAGGAGUCAAAGGCUACUGAAGAAGAUUUGGCUCUGAAGGAAAUGACUGAGCCUACUGUUAUGGAGGAAGAGGAACUAAAGAAAGUGAAAAAAUAUGAUAAGAAAGCGCAGCUUUGCAGUAUCAGUCAAGCAUUGGCUGUGCUUGCAUCUGCUUCUUCCGUUACCAAGGAGCGCCAAGAGUUUUUAAGCCUUGUCAACAAGGAGAUAGAACUGUAUAACACCAUGCUUGAAAAGGAGGGUACGGAGGGUGAAGAAGAAGCCAAGAGGGCAUACAGGGCUGCUCGGGAGGAAUCAGACCAUGCUGCGGAGGCAGCUGUGGGAGAGAAGGUCUCUUCAGCAUUGAUAGAUAGGGUUGAUGCUAUGCUUCAAAAAUUAGAAAAGGAGAUUGAUGAUGUUGAUGCUCAAAUUGGCAAUCGCUGGCAGCUGCUGGAUAGGGACCGUGAUGGCAAAGUGACUCCUGAAGAGGUAGCUGCAGCAGCAAAUUAUCUCAAAGACACCAUAGGAACGGAAGGUGUCCAAGAGCUUAUCAGCAAUCUUUCUAAAGACCAUGAAGGGAAGAUCCUUGUGGAAGACAUUGUGAAGCUGGCAUCACAAACAGAGGAAAACAAUAAACAUGAAGAAGCGGCACGAUGAUUGGAAUAUCUGGCACAUUCUUGGUUGUUAAAACUCUGGCGGUCCAUUCUUUCUCGAGGGAAUGUCCCGCGUAACCCAGUUUGCUCAUGGCAGUGUCAUGCGUAAAUCAAAAUGCAGGACGGUCAUUCUUUUUGUUCCAACUAGCUGCUGCGGUGAAAGUUGUAUCCGGUAGCAUAGCUUGCUGUUAAAGAUAUUACAUUCAUACAGUUAGGCCCCAUGCUGCUGAUCAUUAGGUUAGGUGAAGGAAUUCCUUAGGUGAAUGGCAACUGAAAUUUCGAACGGUUGCCAUGGAAAUGGAAAUAAGUUUGCCGGCCCGGGUGGUACAAUCGUUCAUCCAUAAUCUGAAUAAAAGUAUAGUAUUAAAUAAGCAUCUGCCUUAUUCUCAUGCUAUUUGAAUGAGAAUGAGUUAGAUUUGCUGUUUCAUUU
Phragmites australis (common reed) is the source of this 2982-nucleotide messenger RNA. RefSeq lists its product as uncharacterized. Gene Ontology annotation, molecular function: calcium ion binding; ribosome binding. NCBI's taxonomy places the organism in Eukaryota, Viridiplantae, Streptophyta, Magnoliopsida, Poales, Poaceae. Gene Ontology annotation, biological process: intracellular monoatomic cation homeostasis. The transcript has 15 exons. The record is from RefSeq and is a predicted model, not a curated record. Bases 286 to 2556 code for a protein of 756 amino acids. Gene Ontology annotation, cellular component: mitochondrial inner membrane.